AUGUCAGUGACCGAAGCCGUUGCACGCAUAGAAUUAGCUGAAGAGUUUGAGUUUGAUCCCUCGGCACUUUCCGUGAUCGAGAGUGCGAGUAUAAGCAGCGAAACAGAGUUUAAGCAGGUGUGUCUAGCACUUUUUAGAAACUACUGGGGGCUUCCAAAAAUACAAAAGCAAGAAAAGUGGGCAGACUUUGUUCUCACUGCAAUUGAAAAAAGAGCAGAUAGAAACGAGUUUUUUGCACGCCUAAUGGAGUGCAUCAAGCAGGAGUGGAGACAGAUUGAUAUUCGGUUGAAGCCCAAGUUUGUCAAUCUUGUUAUAAAGCUUAUAGAGAUACAGAUAAAACACACAGACGCACAAAUAGAUAAAUUUAUUACCAAGGGACCAGAUGCAGAAUUUGACUGGCCAAUCAUGAAGGCAGUUAUCAGAAGCAAAGAAUCUCUAUCCACUGCGGAAACAGAGUACCUGCUAGACUAUCUUACAAAAAAUGCAAAUACAUACUUUAUGAACUUUUUCAUCAAGCACGUUCUUCCUAUACUGAAAAGAGACGGAGUAACAAAGGAAAUCGCAGACAGAGCAUAUACGGAAGGAAGUAGCAAAACAACAUCUGCAAAGAUGAAGGAGCUGUUCUAUUCGAUACACGCAUGUGCCCCCUAAUAUAUUUCCCUGUAAAAGGCCUAUAUCAGACGUUGAGUGCUCUUAAUCAGAGAGAAUCCUCUAUUUCUUUGAUUUUCUGCAAAAUGCGCUUUCUGUGAAGGGAGUACUCUCGAAUUUCCUCAUGUAUUUCAGAGGCAAGUGAUAUGCCCUGCAUGCUCAAUAAAUAGACCAGAA
Nematocida parisii ERTm1 is the source of this 825-nucleotide messenger RNA. RefSeq lists its product as uncharacterized. NCBI's taxonomy places the organism in Eukaryota, Fungi, Microsporidia. Bases 1 to 651 code for a protein of 216 amino acids. The record is from RefSeq and is a predicted model, not a curated record. The transcript has a single exon.